This is a messenger RNA of Amphiprion ocellaris (clown anemonefish), 1978 nucleotides long. It is a transcript of the gene trub1, whose product is annotated as TruB pseudouridine (psi) synthase family member 1. The transcript is spliced from 8 exons. Bases 48 to 875 code for a protein of 275 amino acids. Gene Ontology annotation, biological process: tRNA modification; mRNA pseudouridine synthesis. The record is from RefSeq and is a predicted model, not a curated record. Lineage: Eukaryota; Metazoa; Chordata; Actinopteri; Pomacentridae. Gene Ontology annotation, cellular component: mitochondrion. Gene Ontology annotation, molecular function: RNA binding; pseudouridine synthase activity.
UAAGGGAAGAAGAAGGAGAGCAUCAGCAGAGGAAGAGUGAGACAAGCAUGGCUGGAAAUCUGGGCAGCACCGUGGCUCCGGUGUCCAGCUCUCUGUCCAGACUCCAGGCUCUGAAUGGACUGUUCGCGGUUUACAAGAAACAAGGACCGACCUCCGCAGACGUGUUGAACGCUCUGAAAGAAGCUCUGCUGAAGGAAGCGGGAGUCCAGAACCCGAACCCGAGGAAGAGGAGGAAGCAGAGCCUGAAGAUGGGUCACGGAGGGACUCUGGACAGCGCAGCCAGCGGAGUGUUGGUUGUUGGUGUUGGGAAUGGCACAAAAAUGCUCAGUACAAUGUUGACUGGUUCAAAGAAAUAUGUAGCUGUAGGGGAGCUGGGGAAAGCCACAGACACUCUUGAUGCCACCGGCAGUGUGAUUCUUGAAAAAGACUUCGAGCACAUUACCAGGCCGGAUGUUGAGGCAAAACUGAAAGCUUUCACUGGUGAUAUCAUGCAGGUGCCUCCACUCUACUCAGCGCUGAAAAAGGACGGCCAGCGUCUGUCUGUCCUACUGAAGAAAGGUCACAAGGUUGAGGCCAAACCAGCCAGGCCAGUCACCGUGUACAACCUCACCCUGCUGGAGUUCAAGCCUCCUCUCUUCACUCUGGAUAUUGAGUGUGGUGGUGGAUUCUACGUCAGAAGCUUGGUGGAUGACCUGGGAAAAGCUCUGUCAUCGUGUGCUCAUGUGAAGGAGCUGACCAGGACCAAGCAGGGUCAGUUCACCCUGCAGGAACACGCUUUACAUGAGGAGCAGUGGACACUGGAACACAUCCUGCAGUCGCUGCAGUGCUGCUCAGAGGGAGAGCUGGAGCCAGAACCACCAGAGGCUGAAACCUGAGGAGCACCAGGACCCAGGGUCCAACAGAAGAGCCGGGAUCCACGUUUGCCGGAUAGUUAGCAUGACUCACCUGCUCCGCUUUUCUCAUUCUUAAGGUGUGUUUGUUAGCAGGUCAAGUGUGACAAAUUCAGACAGAUGUCAAAAACGCAGAUGUUCUGGAGCUCGGUGGAGCAGCGCAAUGACUGGACUGAUUCUGCUCCGCAUUCUUGUGGCUUCUGCCUCGUCUGCGGUUUUGUAAAUGGUUAUGUAUUUGGAAAUUGCAGCCCCCACUCCACCCCAGCUAGCUGCUUAUUAGAAAUCCUGGGUAAAGAAACAAUAUUCAGGAUAUUUAUCACAGGUUCAAAGCAAAAAGGUAUGCUUUGUUAGGGAAAACCACAAAGGUUAAAUUUAAAGCAUUUCACACUGCAGCAAUCAUUUUGGAUUUGUGUUGACAAGAUUUCAAAUGUUAAUUGAUUAUGAAAAAGAAGUAUUGUGAUUGGCAGCUUUAUAGUCUUAGUUGGGACAUUAUCUUUAUUGAAGGGGUCUUUGCUUAAAACACUAGCAGUGAUAGCUUCUGUAACCAAAGCAGAUAAAUGUAUCAGUCAAAGCACCUGCAGAUGUUGUACCUAUAAACCCCUCCUUGGAAAAGUUCCCCUUUUGUUGCUUUUCUACAUUGAAUAAUGGUCAAUGUAAUGUGGCUUUUUUUUAACAGGAAGUUACAAAGCAAGACUUUCGAUGAUUCAGUGUAGAAGAGCAAUAAAAGGGGAAAGCUUUCAAAGUGGGGAGUGGGCAUUUCCAUAGUAUAUCUGUGGAAAUGCAGCACUGUUUUCUCUAAAUAUUGACUCCAACAAGAUAUGCUGACAUGUGAAUGAAAGUGAUGUGUACAUUUUCAGUGCAGAGCUGUUUUUUUUUUUUAAAGACUGGUGUGAUAUCUGGAAGCAGUGUUGUAUACACAGCACAUCUCUUUAAUUUGUGCAUUAUUUCCUAAUGAAAUCAAUAUGGGGUGAAAAAGAUGAAAAAUAACAUUUAUUUUUCGUGAUUUAAGAGUGGCUGCCACAGGUCUGAAAAAGUCAUUAAAAGAUUUGUGUUCCUUUAAAGACAGUAAACAUUUAUUUCUAAAUGUC